Molecule: messenger RNA, 1766 nt
Organism: Aspergillus ibericus CBS 121593
Lineage: Eukaryota; Fungi; Ascomycota; Eurotiomycetes; Eurotiales; Aspergillaceae
Product: FPP/GGPP synthase family protein
Exons: 2
Coding region: 225-1424 (399 amino acids)
Biological process (GO): isoprenoid biosynthetic process
Molecular function (GO): prenyltransferase activity
Source: RefSeq, a predicted model, not a curated record
CAGCGACCGUGCCAGGGUGCCUUAUGCAGCCAGCAAUCAACCUCUUCUCCUCUUCUUCGUUCUUGGGGCGCAGCUCCUACUUAAAGCGAGUGCGCCCUCGUUAUUGACUCUUGUAAGAUGGGCUUGCUCACCUCUUCCCCCUUCCGUGCUGGGCUGGCUGUCAGAGCAUCGUCUGCCCUCCGAGGAGCCCCCCUUCUCCGCUCGCGACGAUCCCCAGCGAUCACAUGCAGGACACUGAAACCAUUAACGCUCAAGCAAUGUCUCCAGAACCUUUCGUGAAUUCAUCCGCUGAGAUCAUUUUUCGGCCUUGUUGGCAUUCCCUCCCAGAAAGUCCUAUUGCCAGUGCGGGCGCAGCUCUCCCGGGGGAACCAACCCUCAUGGUGACCCCGGCCAUGGAUCCAGCAGGCCCGAGCGAGGAUGGGCUCGUGACAAACACCAAUCACUCCCGUACACACAAUCGUAAUCGCUCCAGCGUUGAUGGAACCAAAUACAAAGAUGGCCAGUGGUCUCCGGAGAAUGAGCGGAUCGUGUUGGGGCCGUAUGACUAUAUGCUCCAACACCCCGGCAAGGACAUACGGCGGCAGCUCAUCAACGCUUUUGACGUGUGGUUGAAGGUACCUCCGGAGAGCCUGGAGAUCAUCACCAAGGUGGUGGCCAUGCUCCACACAGCGUCCUUACUGAUCGAUGAUGUCGAAGAUAAUUCCAUCCUGCGACGCGGAAUCCCAGUCGCCCAUAAUAUAUAUGGCACCGCACAGACCAUCAACUCUGCGAAUUACGUGUAUUUCCUGGCUCUGCAGGAGGUGCAGAAGCUGAACAACCCGACCGCCAUCGACAUCUAUGUUAAAGAGCUGUUGAAUCUACACCGCGGACAAGGAAUGGAUCUUUUCUGGCGGGAUACUCUGACCUGUCCCAGCGAGGAGGAGUAUCUGGAGAUGGUCGGGAACAAAACUGGGGGUCUGUUCCGACUUGCCGUGAAGCUGAUGCAAGCUGAAAGCAGCUCCGGAAAGGACUGCGUGAGCCUCGUCAACGUCAUGGGACUGAUCUUCCAGAUCUGCGACGACUACCUCAACCUAUCCAACACCACGUACACGAAGAACAAAGGUCUCUGCGAAGACCUCACGGAGGGGAAGUUUUCGUUCCCCAUUAUCCACAGUAUCCGCUCCAAUCCGGGCAACCACCAGCUCAUCAGCAUCCUCAAGCAGAAGACGAAGGAUGAAGAGGUCAAGCUGUACGCAGUGAGUUACAUGGAGAGCACUGGCAGUUUUGCGCACACGCGGGACGUAGUCCGGGAAUUGCGAGAGAAGGCACUGACGCUGAUCCGAGACAUCGACGGUGAACAGCCGGACGGACCCGAUGACGGCGCCAUGGUCCGGGCGAUUCUCAACAAGAUCACCGAGUCCACACUGCGAGACAGUAGUCAAUAGUCCUAAUUGAUGAGGAGCCAGUGCUCACUUGGGGGCUUACCCCGGCCAUCCCUGGUUGGUUGGUUGAUUGGAGAGUCCUCGUAUUUAUGAAGAAUGUUGAACAUGAUACAUUUGGUCUAUUGGAUGCCUUGGACUGAGACAACACACCCGUGGCGAUUUCAAUACGAACCCUUCCUUCCUACCUUCUUCCUUUCUUUUUCCCACUUGUAACAAAUUCCCGCCCGCGAAAACUUAUACGGGACGAUUCGACAUCGUCCAGAACCGAAUCCAACAUGCUCCAACUAUCCGGGGUAUAUGUAAUCCAUCCGCCAAUGCGAGAAUAACAAUGCGAUCAAUCACAGC